AUGGCACAGGCUCGGCGGCAGUGCACGGUGAGCGCCAAUGUGGACAAGGAAGGCAGCGCCUGCUUCGACUUGAAGUUCGUGCAACCGUUCAAUGGAGUCUUGGCCGCUGCUUCGCUUGGCAGCUCCUCGGUUUCCACCGAGUUCGCCUUGCGUCUGGAUUCGGAGCGAGCCCGUCGUGGCUUGUUCUUUGGCACGGAGUUUGCCCGGCAAAGCAAAGAGCUCGCAGCCUGCGGCUAUGUGGAUCUGUCCACGCAGAGCUUGUGCCAUGUCAGCGGCAAGCUCUGGAACGGGACUUGGCGGUUGACCACCGAUUGGUCCUUGAGAGAUCUGGACAUGAGACAGCCUCAGCCUUCACUGUCUCUUCAGCAGGAGCGCCUUCGCUCCUUGAAGACCAGCCUCAAAUCUUCCCUGUCCUACCGAUACACUCAGCUCACGGCAGAGCUUGCCGGACCUCCAGGAGACGUGGCUUUUGGGAAGCUACAUGCACUGGCAGAGGCAACGAUUCGCUCAAGAGAAUCGGGCGACUUCUGGCCUUGGCACCUGCAUCUUGCCGGCGUGAUGGGCCUCCUUCUACCCGUUGGGAAGAGCUGCGCUCAGGACCGUUUCCACCUGGGCGGCGCCUCCGGGCCCUUUGCUCUCAAAGGCUUCGCCGAGAACGGCGCAGAGCCCCGGGCAAGGAGGAUGAGCGAGACUUUGCCCAAGGACAAGGAGCACAACGCCUUGGGAGGUGAAGCCGUGGCAUCGGUCUUUCUCGGU
Messenger RNA from Symbiodinium necroappetens, 756 nucleotides. NCBI's taxonomy places the organism in Eukaryota, Dinophyceae, Suessiales, Symbiodiniaceae. The record is from the annotation of a GenBank genome assembly.